This is a messenger RNA of Funneliformis geosporum, 3162 nucleotides long. NCBI's taxonomy places the organism in Eukaryota, Fungi, Glomeromycota, Glomeromycetes, Glomerales, Glomeraceae. The record is from the annotation of a GenBank genome assembly.
AUGGCUAAUCUACCAACCCAACAAACUCCUUAUAACCGUCCUCCAUCCCCAAAUUUUCGUCCAAUGCAGAAUAAUGAUCCCAGUCAACCAGUACAAAGAGGACCUUCUCCUUAUCGUCCACAUCCUCCUGUUCCUGGUGGGGUUUCUCCAAAUCAAAGACCUGUUACAGAUCCUCGUUACAGCAAUCAACCAUUAUCACCUUUUGGGCGCCCUUAUACACCUCUCGGUCCUCCCGGUCUACCUAACCCUCAAACGCGACCGCCUCCACCAGGGGUUAGUCCUUCGCCACCAUUACCUACUGGUUUUCGUCCAUCGAGUAAUAUUCCCCAUUCUGGCGUUUCUCCGGCUGGCUUUCCACCAGGAAUAAGGCCUUCAGUAUCACCAAGUUAUAGGCCUGGACAAAUACAACAGGGACGUCCACCUUCUUAUCCAGUUCAGCAGACUACAAGUGCUAACUAUCAAAUAAUGCAGUCGAAUUCUCCACCUCCAGUCGAGAGUCCAGUGUCGCCAACUGGAACAUCGCCACCGAUUGGGGCACAUAAACCGAAGCGUUUAUAUCCUAAACAAAUCAAUGAAGCUUAUACGGAAACCUCAUAUGAACAGUAUCCUACAUUUACACCAGCUGUAACUGCUGGGAUAACUGGUUCGCAACAAUUACAACCUUCAAUUCAACAACAACCAUCUCAAUUCUUUACCCCCGCAGGAGAUCAAAAUUAUGCAUCCACGACGGCAGCACCUACACAAUAUGGUCAACAAUUUUCGCAGCCACAACAACCUUCAUCAAUGGCUGGGAUGACGAAUCAGUUCAGUAAUAUGGGUCUUGGAGGACCUUCUCAGUCACAAUUAGUUCCAACUCAUCUUAUUGGUAUACCACCAAAUAUCAUGGAUCUGGAUGCUCCACCACCUACAAUUAAUUUGCCACUUAAUACGUCUGUAACUCCUUCGGACAAAGCGAAUUGUGAUCCAUCCUACAAACGAUCAACUCUCAAUACCAUUCCCGCCACAUCUUCACUUCUAUCUAAAUCUCGUCUUCCCCUUGGUUUGGUUAUUACUCCAUAUAGAAGUUUGAAAGAGGGCGACGAUCCAGUUCCAGUUGUCACGGAUACUGUCAUAGCAAGAUGUCGUAGAUGUAGGACUUAUAUUAAUCCGUUCGUGACCUUUGCAGAAGGUGGACAAAAAUGGAAAUGUAACAUGUGUUUUCUGUUAAAUGAAGUUCCACAACAAUUUGAUUGGGAUAUACAGACAAAUAAACAGGCUGACAGAUGGAAACGUGCUGAAUUAAAUCAUGCUGUUGUCGAAUUUGUGGCGCCAACUGAGUAUAUGGUACGUCCACCUCAACCUCCAGUGUAUUUAUUUGUUAUAGAUGUUUCAUAUCCUGCAGUACAAUCCGGUGUCGUUGCAACGGCCGCUAGAACCAUCCUGGAAUCGUUAGAUCGAAUACCUAAUGAAGAAAACCGCACCAAAAUUGGUUUCAUUACAGUGGACACUUCGCUACACUUUUAUAGCCUUAAUUCUAAUGCAUCGGUACCACAAAUGCUUGUUGUGUCCGAUAUUGAAGAUGUAUUUCUUCCACAACCUGAUGAUUUAUUGGUAAAUUUGACGGAAGCUCGGACAGUCGUUGAAUCUUUGCUUGGAAGUCUUGGCGAUAUGUUCAAGGAUACUCAAACCGUUGGCAAUGCUUUAGGUUCUGCUCUUUUGGCUGGCUUCAAAUUAAUUUCCCCAAUUGGAGGAAAGAUUGUAGUAUUGCAAUCAAGUUUACCAAAUAUUAAUCCCGGAUCUCUAAAAGCGCGUGAUGAUCCUAAGAUGUUGGGUACUCCUAAAGAAUCUUCUUUAUUACAAUCUGCGGAUCCUUUUUAUAAAAAAUUUGCAGUUGACUGUUCCCGUUCUCAAGUCUGUGUGGAUAUGUUUUUACUUGGCUCGCAAUAUUCAGAUGUAGCUACACUAGGCUGCUGUCCGCGAUACACGGGGGGACAAACAUAUUUUUAUCCAGCAUUCAAUGCAGGAAGAUCAGAAGAUGCACUUAAAUUCGCACAUGAAUUUGCAGAAUUUUUGGCGAGUCCUAUUGCAUUAGAAGCUGUUAUGAGAGUACGAGCUUCGAAAGGCAUACGUAUGUCUGCUUUUCAUGGCAAUUUUUUCGUUCGUCAAACGGAUCUUCUGGCUUUACCUAAUGUCUCGAGGGAUCACUCGUAUACAAUUGAAGUGGAUAUUGAGGAAAAUAUUACAACCCAAACAGUAUGCUUCCAAACUGCUCUUUUACACACAACUUGUUUUGGUGAACGUAGAAUUCGGGUGCUUACACUUGCGUUACCGGUAACCAAUAGCAUUAGUGAAUUGUUUGCUUCUGCUGAUCAAGUUGCGAUAACUACAUUAUUAGCAAAUAAAGCUGUUGAACGAUCGUUAUCCUCAAAACUAGAGGAUGCUCGAGACGCAUUAACUAACAAGAUGAUUGAUAUUCUUGGUGUAUACAAGUCGGCCCUCACAAGUUCCCAAUCUGGAGCUUCACCUCAAUUACAAAUUUGUAAUAAUCUUAAAUUAUUACCCCUGCUAUCACUUGGACUGCUAAAACAUGUUGGUCUUCGUGCAAGUUCGCAAAUUCCAACAGAUUUGCGUUCAUACGCGAUGUGUUUAUUGACAACGAUGCCUUCUCAGCUAUUAAUUCCUUAUUUGCAUCCACGAUUUUAUUCACUGCAUAAUAUGUCACAAGAAGCUGGAACGUAUGGAACUGAGGGUAUAAUAAUGCCUAGGCCGUUUAACUUGAGUAGUGAAAAAUUAGAACGGCAUGGUGCAUAUUUAUUAGAGGAUAGUCAAAAUAUAUUCAUUUGGAUUGGCAAACAAGUGUCGCCUCAAUUAUGUAUGGAUUUAUUAGAUGUUCGUUCAUAUGAAGAAAUUCGUGCUGGAAAGGUUACUCUACCACAGCUUGAUAAUGUAUUUUCACAACGAGUGAAUGCAAUAAUUGGUAAAACUAGGGAGAUGCGUCGUGGUGUUUAUUAUCCUCACCUUUAUAUAAUCAAGGAAGAUGGUGAUCCAUCAUUACGGUUGUGGUUUUUAUCACAUAUUAUUGAAGACCGCACAGACACUGUUAUGAGCUAUCCCCAAUGGUUAGCUCAUUUGAAAGAUAAGAUGGUGGAACAAGUUUCGCCAAUUGGACGAUUUUAUUAUUAA